GGAAUAUAACCGAAGAAAUACAUAAGAAACAAAAAACUAUUGUUUAUUUCAACAUGUCCAGUGUGGCUGUUUUUGUAUUUCUACUAGACAAUAUAGUAGGAUUCAAAAGCGCCCUCAACGACACUCUAGUACUGAACGCUAAGUUCGCUCACAGUAACGAAACGCCCGUGAUUACGAGCUGUGACCCACACACCACCGAGCUGGUGCUGGGCGCCGUCAGCCAUGACCUCGACCUGGUCUUCGUGCCCUCCUUCAGCAACGACGACACCCAGCUCAGCGAACAGAUCAAGGACCAGUCUCCAGAAGUAUUUAACACUGUCUUCGAUAACUCUUUGCGUGAUCCAGAGCAUGGCAAGGACGUCUCGAUGGAUGACAACACAACCAAUUUCGCAGAGAACGAAUUUAAGUUGUACAGAAGUAGUUUCGGUGCUAAAGAACACCAAAACACGACAACAGUUGCGCUGGAAAAUAAAAAUGAGUCAAAAAUUGUGUUUCCAACGAGCGAGCUAUUUCUGGUCGCCAUAUUUGAAACGCUGGCUAACGUUACCGCGCAAACUUGUGCGGGGACUCUGAUCACACCGCGGUGGGUGCUCACUGCCGCGAACUGCAUCAACAUACUGUCCAAUGUAUACUCUAACAACACCAAUACGACAGAGAAAAGUCAUUACUACACAGUAGUGGCAGGAUCCUCAAAUCCUCUUCUAGACGGAUCAGCGCACAAUGUGACGACAGUGCUGGUGCACCCUGAAUCCAAUUCAUCUUACCCUGCCGGCACGAGUGGAGAAAUGGGUCCGUACUUGGCCUUGAUGAGGAUCGAGCCUGCGGUGGAUGUUCCAACCAUGGAGCUGAUGGCAGACGAAAUAACGAGUGGAGAAGUUAUGGUGUACGGUUGGAUUUUGUCAAAGAACGAGUCGGACCGCGACGCGCUGUACCGCGCGUCCACCGCGAGCCAGAUCCUGCUGCCGGCGGAGUGCCAGGCCAUGUACAGCUACAAGGACAACGACGUGCUCUGCCUCUUCAGCCACGACAUGAACAAGAAUAUUAUGCAGCUUAGUUCUGGCGGUCCCGUGCUAAUGGUGCAUGACGGUAAAGUGAAGAUGUUGUCUGUGGUGCAGACGGACGAGCACGUGUUCGUGUCCUACCCGCUCGCCGGGCACUACGACUGGAUUGUACACACUAUUAAUAAUGAAUAAUAAUUACUGUAGGAAAAA
This is a messenger RNA of Spodoptera frugiperda (fall armyworm), 1211 nucleotides long. RefSeq lists its product as uncharacterized. NCBI's taxonomy places the organism in Eukaryota, Metazoa, Arthropoda, Insecta, Lepidoptera, Noctuidae. Gene Ontology annotation, molecular function: serine-type endopeptidase activity. Gene Ontology annotation, biological process: proteolysis. The transcript has 5 exons. The record is from RefSeq and is a predicted model, not a curated record. The coding region runs from base 54 to 1193 and encodes 379 amino acids.